Molecule: messenger RNA, 3556 nt
Organism: Phascolarctos cinereus (koala)
Lineage: Eukaryota; Metazoa; Chordata; Mammalia; Diprotodontia; Phascolarctidae
Gene: APEX2
Product: apurinic/apyrimidinic endodeoxyribonuclease 2
Biological process (GO): base-excision repair
Cellular component (GO): nucleus
Molecular function (GO): zinc ion binding; DNA-(apurinic or apyrimidinic site) endonuclease activity; phosphoric diester hydrolase activity
Source: RefSeq, a predicted model, not a curated record
CUCCGCCCCGCCCCGCUCCGCCCAGCAAUCUGCGCGAGGCGGGCGGAGAAAGCGCGCCGGGAGACAUGCGGCUGGUGAGCUGGAACAUAAAUGGGAUCCGGCGAUCGCCUGAGGACCUGCGGCGCCUGCUCGACUCCCUGGGGGCCGAUGUGACCUGCCUGCAGGAGACCCGAGUCACUCGGGACCUGCUGGAAGAGCCCCUGGCCAUAGUGGACGGAUACAGCUCCUAUUUUAGCUUCAGCCGAGUUCGCAGUGGCUACUCAGGUGUGGCCACCUUCUGUAAAAACAAUGCCACUCCAGGGGCAGCGGAAGAAGGCUUGACCAGCCUACUAACCAAUCACCAGGGCGCUGUGGGCUCCUACGGGAACACAGAGGAGUUCACUGAAGAUGAGUUGCGGGCUCUGGACAGCGAAGGCCGGGCAGUCCUCACUCAGCACCAGAUACGCACUUCAGAUGGGCAUGAAAAGACCUUGACGAUAAUGAAUGUUUACUGCCCCCACGCGGACCCUGAGAAGCCUGAACGGUUGGUCUACAAGCUACGUUUCUACCGACUCCUGCAGCUCCGAGCUGAAGCUCUCCUGCAGGCAGGCAGCCACGUGAUCAUUCUGGGCGAUGUGAACACGUCUCACCGGCCUUUGGACCAUUGUGACCCUGAUGAUCUGGCAUGCUUUGAAGAGAACCCCGGACGCCAGUGGCUCACAGAGUUCCUGUGGCAGCCCGAGAGGGACGGUGGGCUGUUCGUUGACAGUUUCCGUCACUUCUACCCAGCCAAAGUCGGUGCCUUCACCUGCUGGUCUACCGUUACAGGGGCACGCCUCACCAACUACGGCACCCGCCUCGACUAUAUCCUCGGUGACAGAGCUCUGGUGCUGGGGGAGUUUGAGGACUCCUUCCUCAUGCCUGAGGUGAAGGGCUCAGACCACUGCCCCGUUGGGGCCAUCCUGAGGUCAGAGCUGAUCCCUGCACCCCGAUGUCCCCCACUCUGUACCCAGUACCUGCCAGAGUUUGCUGGGCGGCAGCAGAAACUCUCCCGGUUCCUGGUCAAACUGGACCCAAACCCUCCAGAGCCCACCUUGCCCCAGCCCCAAGGAGAAAAGAAUGGUGCGCUGCCCAAGAACCGGGCUAAAAGAAUCGGUGGGGACCUAGGCCGAGGCCAGCUGAGCCUCCUGAGGUUCUUCCAGGCAGGCUGUCCCCCAGAAAAACCCCUCGUCACUGGAGCCCAGGAGCCUGAGACUGAUCCAGCCAGCCAGGACCCCAGGGUGGUGGCACCCCCACCCCCUGAACCAGGCGAGGGCCAGGCAGCAUUUUGGAAGGCUGUUCUGAAAGGCCCGCCUCGUCCUCCCCUGUGCAAGGGCCACAGGGAGCCCUGUGUGCUGCGGACAGUGAGGAAAGCCGGGCCCAACUUUGGCCGGCAGUUCUAUGUGUGUUCACGGCCUGUGGGCCACACCAGCAACCCUGCUGCUCGCUGUGACUUCUUUCUCUGGGUCUCUGGGAAGAACCCAGCCACUCACUGAGGGGCCUGCCGCUAGGCGCUUCCUCUUUGCUCCACUCCCUUAGGGGGUGGUCCUAGGUUAUGGAGUCAGCAUCUUUCAGUGGCUGUUUGCAAAGGCCCAAGUGGGGGCCCCAGAGCAGGCGUCAAGGGGCCUAAAAGAGGCUUAGGGGAAAGAAGGAAGCUGCUGCUAACCUGGGUCUGGUUAACUUUUUUAAAAAGAUAACGUUCAGUUUCCCAUUAAUAAAGUUUGGAUCUUGGGUGUUUCCCAAAGCUGCCCCCAGUUCUGUUCCCUACGACUCAGGGCUCUCAGGUAGAUUGUGUAGGUGUGCUGUGGAAGUGACUUAAUCCCAUAGCACCCCUGGAGAGGGAGGGAGGUCGCCUGUCUUUUCCUCAGGGCAUGGUAGAGUUCUCAUUGGAUCUGAAAUAGCAUCGGGGCCACGCCUUUGCUUUCUCAGGGAAAGGCCUGGUCUACAUGGUGUGGUAGGUCCUGAUGAUGGAGCUGUCUCUCUGAUCUGUGGGAGGUGUUUUUGUCCGACUGACUGACUGACUAGUCGGGGUGAGGAGCAGGGGAUCCUGAGAGGGGGCCAGCAUGCAGGGGCUCAGAGGGCACUUUCAGGGGAAGUAGCUGUAACUUGGGGUCAGAGUCGUGCCCAGGGCCCCAACAUUGCUGCCAGGCACCAGAAUGCCAUCUUGGGGGUUGCCUUGAGGCCAGUAUGCCAACCAGCAACUGUCAGUAGGGGCUCAGUACACAGAGUGCCCCAAUCCCCAGUUUUCAUCUUGGACCCCUAAUGAGGGCUCAGGAAAAGGAGACAGGACUGAGCAUGCCUGUUCCUCACUCCCAGCAUGGCGCUCUGCCCGCGGGAGCUGGCGUCUUCCAUCCUCUGUGUCUGCUGAGUCCAGACUAGCAGAGGUCGAGCCCCGCAGCAAUCAUAGUGAUUCUCCUGAGGGUGAGAUGCCCCCAGGAGGCCAUCGGAGGGGAGUGUCCAGCAUCGCCCUUGCUGGGCGUCAGCAUCCUCUGAAAUGAGGCUGGCAGACUAGAUGGGCUUCAUUCAGGGCCUGUGGUGGGGGCAGCAUGUGCAAAAAAAAGUAAGUAGGUCAUGUGAGGAGGGAAGUAACAGUAACUUUCUUGAACGAUAGGUUUAAGAAAGGCUUCAGGAGUCGGCAUCAGAGCUGAACCUUGAAGCAAAUGAAAGAUUCCGAGGGGAGUGAGGUGGAUGGGGCAGCAUGGAGAAUGCCCUGUGCAAAGCCAUGGAGCUGGGAGGUGCCCUCAUGAAGGGCAAAGAUAAGAAAUAAGGCCGGAAAGGUAGCUGGGAACCAAAUUAUGAGUGGCCUUAAAUCCCCAAUGAGAGGUUCACGUUCAUCUUACUGGCAUUAUGGUGUCACUGAGAAUUUUUGACUAGGGGAGUGAUGCAUUUGAGUUUGACAGGAUGAGGAAAGAUGGAUUGAUGAGGGGGGAGACCCAAGGCAGGCUUUUGCACUGUAACUGCCAGGGAGGGCUAAAGUCCCGUCUGUGCAAAGAGAGUUCUAGUAACAAAGAGCUGGAAGGAAGCCGCGUGCCCUUGGUGAGAGAUGGCCAGACACCUUGUGCUAUGUCAGGGUGAGGAGCACAUUUCGCUCUGGGAUUGAGAGAAACUUGGCAGGUGCAUGAACUGAAACAGGAAAACCAUUUCCCUGACAACUCCAGUAAUGUGAAGGCUGUGCAUUAUUUUGAUGGACUAGACUUGGGGCCGUGAUGAUUCAUUGAGCAUCUCGGGGGCAGCGAUGCAGGCCUCCUGGAUGGCAGGUGUGGAGUGAGGGGUGCAUUUUCACACACCGUCAGCAUGUUGGUUUUGCUUGAUUGGAAUUACUGUAUUGGCUGCUCUCCAAUCGAGAGCCCUUUGGUUGGAGGACAGGGAACAUCAUGAGGAAGUGACAGUGAUGUCUUGUAUCUUUCUUAAAGGAAGGCUUUUACAGCAGCCCAAGUGAGAGGUCAGCAAUGCAGAUGAUGGGAGGGAGGGUGAGCCGGAAGGGAAGGAUAACUUCCCUGGUUGAGUGAAAAGACGGUAAGGGCCUCACCAGAAUUAG